GCUGAACUUCUGUGUGUGAGUCUCAGUGCAGUGAAUUAGGCAGCAUGAUGAAGGGUGUGUGUGGAAUAAUCGUCAUCCUCCUUUUCUCCACUGCUGUGUGGGCAAAAAAGAUGCGCUGGUGUAUAGUGUCAGAGCCAGAGCGAAGGAAAUGUGCAGACCUGGCUAAAGCACUAGGAGCUGCUUUUCCUCCUGCAGCCACAUUGUACAGCCAACUGUCAUGUGUGAGAGCCUUCAGCACUGCUGACUGCCUCAGUAAGAUACGGGACAAUAAAGCUGACCUUGUGACUCUGGAUGCUGGAGAGGUCUAUUCUGCAGUGAAGCAGUUUGGUCUUGCAGCAGUCGCCAAAGAGAUCUACAGUGAUGGCACCUGUAUCCUGGCAGUGGCAGUAGUGAGAAACACAAGCUCGAUAGACAUCCGUUCUCUUAAGGGAACUACGAGCUGUCACAGUGGAGCUCGCUGGACUUCAGGCUGGAAUUUGCCUUUAGGGCAGCUGCUUUCCCACAACCUCCUGCCCUGGGCUGAAGGACAGCCCCUCAGUCAGGCUGUCAGUGCCUUCUUCAAUGCCAGCUGUGUGCCUGGAGCUGGUACCAUGACAUUCAGCAGCCUGUGUUCCAGGUGCCAGGGUCAGAGGUCAUAUGUUCCACAGAGGAACUUUUACUGCGAGACAUCUCAUAAUGAACCAUUCUACCAUAACCAAGGGGCGCUCAGAUGCCUGAAGUCUGGAGCAGGAGAUGUGGCCUUUGUGGAUCAUACAGCCCUGGACAGCAUAGAUGACAGUGUGAAGGAUGAAUACAGGUUACUGUGCACAGAUGGCACUCGAGUUCCACUGAGCAGUUUCAGAAAGUGCAAUUUCGGCCGUGGCCCUGGUGGAGCUGUAGUUACACGUAUAAACAACCAAAACCUUGCUCGCAAGUUCCUGUCAGCGAUUCAGACAGCGUUUGGCCGGAAGAGAAGAGAGACUCAUCGUUUCCAGCUUUUUGAUUCAUCAAUUUACGGUGUGGGUGAUUUGCUGUUCAGAGACGUCACUGAUAAACUGUCCAUACUGCAACAAGGUAUAGAUAUCAGUCAGGUUCUGGGACUGGACUACGUUGCUUUGCUCAAGGGGUUAAGACAUGAAGGUAGCUCUCUGGAGGACAGUGUGGUGAGAUGGUGCUGUAUAAGUCAUGCUGAACAGGAGAAAUGCGAGCAGUGGGCUCUUAGCAUAAAGUCAGAUCCUCUUGUAUGUGUGAGCGCUUCGUCAAUGAGUGACUGCAUCGAGAAGAUCAAGAGGGAUAAAGUGGAUGCUGUGUCCUUGGAUGCUACACAUGCUUUUAUAGCAGGGAAAUGUGGCCUUGUACCUGUAGUGACUGAGUAUUAUGGCACAAAGUGUGAAUUCACCGGAGGAGAACCUUUAGAGGCUAAAGACUUAUCAUCAGUGUAUGGUGUGGCCGUGACACGGCGCUCCAGUAAAAGUGUGUAUGUUGGGAAUCUCAGUGGACGACGUUCCUGCCAUGGUCUCAUGUACAGUCCCGCUGGCUGGGUUCUGCCUGUCCAACACUCUCUGAGUUCAGCACUUAACAGCAGCGUCCCCUGUGAGCCAAACAAAGCGUACUCUAAGGUGUUUUGGAAGGGCUGUAUGCCAGGUGCUGAAGGCAGUCUGUGUAAGGUGUGUGUAGGUGGGACAGAAGAGGCUUCCACAAAACGAUGCUCCAACAACCACAAUGAGCGCUACUAUGGAAAUAUGGGAGCUCUGAGGUGUCUGGUUGGCGAUCCCAGUGGGAAAAGCUACGGAGAUGUGGCAUUUAUGGAGCAUCACAACCUAGAAAGCAACAUUGAAUAUCUAAACAGUAGUGGCUGGGCCAAAGGCUGGGUUUCCAGGGAUUUUGAGUUGUUGUGUGCGGAUGGACAGCGGGCUUCACUGACAGAAUGGAAGAACUGUAAUCUGGGAGCCAUCCCGCCCAACAUUGUUAUGACACGACCUGUACUGGCUGCUCGUAUCUACGACUUCCUCAUGAAGUCACAGGAGACACGUCCAGAUUCUGAGUUCCGUCUGUUUGAGUCUCAGCAGUAUGGUGAAAGUGAUCUGCUCUUUAAAGAUGCCACACAGUGUCUGGUCCACACUAGCCACAUGGACUAUCGCACCAUACUAGGAGAGGAUUACUUUUCACAAGUGGAAAGCAUCUUUAACUGCACACAUUCAGACAUUCUGCAGUUUUGUAACCACGAUGUGUGCAGCAUAUUCUGAACAACCUGACGACAUCAUAUGGCAUCGGGGGUGUUUCUUUUUAUAAUCUCUACAACUCAAAAUAUUACUCAAAAAAUCUUCUCUUUACUGCUGGUGCAUAUUAUGUAAGCAAUAAAACACUUCAAGGCAUGCUGUUAUAGGAAACAAAUCAGCGCUGGGGUGGUGUGAUGCAGCCAGACACAAAGCCAGAGGGCUAUGUUCCAGUAACUGCACAUCCUGAAGUGUUUCAUUCCUCACAUUUUUUAAUCUUUGCACUGUUUAUUUAUCGUAUAGUAUCGUAUGGCAAAUUUUCAACUAUUGCAAAAUUUUAUUUAUUAAUUAACAAUACGAUGGUAUUUUUAACCAUUUAUAGUUAAUAAUGUGGAACAAUAAGACAACCCUAUUGAAAAAAAAAACAAUAGAAACUAUCACAGAAAUUCUAAUGGUUUUCAUUACAAAUACCAUUACAAACCAUCAGCUGUUAACCAUUCAAUUAUUACCAAAUGGUUGUCGUUAUGUAGUAGGGCGUAUUAAGGAUGUAGGUCUUCCACUAGACAUAACAUGCCACCAAUAGAAGCCAACAAAUUACCAGAGGUCCACAGGGACCAUUUUCCAUUAAAAUCAAUACAAUUCCAAUUAUAACCAUUAAAACAAUUACAAAUUCUAUGAGGGUUUCUAUUUUUUUUUCAAUAUGGAAGUUAGUUCCUGUUAUCAGUUAUGCUAUAGUACAAGGGUGUCCAAUCUUGGACAAUGUGAUUGGCCAAGGUGAUUGCAAGUUUUAAUUCCAAUCAAGCAGGAGCCACACCUAAUUCCACCUACACCUACACCGGCCCUUUCCAGAUAAGAUUGGACACCCCUGGUUUAAACAAUCAUUCUAACAGGACACACCUGGGUAACAAGAAACAUCUGUUACAUGUUCCAAUAUUUUUGCUCACCUAAAGAGUGGGUGGCCUGAUACAAAAUGUGCUAUCUACGUAUAAAUACUAGGAAAUAAAUGCUGAAAUUUUAAACUCGCUUCUCAUUUUCAUCUUUUGAAAUCAAACCCAAAUGUGUUCAGUCAACGGCAAAACCAAAUGAAUUGGCCUUGCUGUUCAAAUGUGUAUGUACAGUUGAGGUCAUAAGUUUAUGUAUACCUUGCAGAAUCGGUAAAAUGUUAAUAAUUUUUAAAAGCAAUAAUAAUACUAGAUAUGUAAUGUUCGUCACAACAAAGUUUGAUGUUGGCUUGAGAAAGCCAGCCAUCAGCUAGACAGUGUUCCAAUACUUUUGGAGCUAGGCGGCAUCUCGGUACUUUUGGAGCUAGGUGGCAUCCCAAUGCUUCUGGAGAUAGUUGAUGUUCCAAUACUUUUUAUGCUCAGG
Molecule: messenger RNA, 3560 nt
Organism: Ictalurus punctatus (channel catfish)
Lineage: Eukaryota; Metazoa; Chordata; Actinopteri; Siluriformes; Ictaluridae
Gene: sxph
Product: saxiphilin
Exons: 17
Coding region: 45-2225 (726 amino acids)
Biological process (GO): iron ion transport
Cellular component (GO): plasma membrane; recycling endosome; early endosome
Source: RefSeq, a predicted model, not a curated record